AUCUUUGUAAUAUCCAGGAGUGGAAAGAAGGUUAUCCUCGAACAGAUGAGUUCAUCCGACACGGUGCUGAAUCUCAAGUUAAGGAUUCGAGAGGAGGAGGGUACACAGAUUCAUAGACAAAGGCUCAUCUUCAAUGGAAAGCAAUUAGAGGAUGAACGGACUCUCUCCGACUACAGCAUCGGGAAGGGAGAAACUGUGCACAUGGUCAUGCAACUAACAGGCGGA
Fusarium vanettenii 77-13-4 is the source of this 225-nucleotide messenger RNA. Its product is annotated as ubiquitin. The annotation marks the transcript as partial. The record is from RefSeq and is a predicted model, not a curated record. Gene Ontology annotation, molecular function: ubiquitin protein ligase binding; protein tag activity. Gene Ontology annotation, biological process: protein ubiquitination; modification-dependent protein catabolic process. Gene Ontology annotation, cellular component: nucleus; cytoplasm. NCBI's taxonomy places the organism in Eukaryota, Fungi, Ascomycota, Sordariomycetes, Hypocreales, Nectriaceae. The transcript is spliced from 3 exons.